CUCCGCUUCCUCCUGCAGCCUCUGCCUUCCUGCCCCGCUACAUCGGCCCACUGCAUCCGAACCCCUUGUCAGAGGAUGCACUGAGGGUGGCUUUCAACAAAGACCGCCCGCUAUGCAGUGCUGGUGCCCGGAGCGCGACCUGUAGCGACCUGCCGGGCCGCAGAGACCGAGCGCGGAGCGGAGACGGCGGAGAGCGCAGCCCGACAGGAGGCCACGGUUCCCCCGCACACACACAUACACACACAUCACCACGGCCUUGAUGGUGAUGUAUGCAAGGAAACCAGCAAGAGUCAGCGAUGGGUGCAACGACAGAAGGGAUUCACAAUCCUAUCAGACCCAUAAAUCUCAGCCUAAGAGCCAGUCCAGCAGCCUUCACCGCUACGACAAGGUGCGUGAUGGCUCAUCGGACCCCACGCCCCCGUACAAGAUGCUGCGGCGCUCCGACGAGAGUCCUGUCAGUCGACCGGGAGACGGCGUGGGCCACGGCAAGCCCAAAAGCUCGCACCCAGUCAGAGGGAAAAACGGGACCAGCGGCUCCCCGCAGGAGAACUCUCACAACAACAGCUCCCACCAUGCCGCCGACUCGCACGCACCGCAGAACAAGCCUGCAGACAGGGACCCGGCGGACGACUGGACGGAACACAUCAGCUCCUCUGGGAAGAAGUACUACUACAACUGUAGAACCGAGGUGUCCCAGUGGGAGAAGCCCAAGGACCUGCUGGAGAGGGAACAACGGCAGAAAGACUCAGUCAAGAUGGCGCCGAACAGCUUCCCCAGAGACAUGGACUACAGACAAGAGGCCUUGCAGGACAAAGCCUCAGCGAAGUCCUCAUCAGCGGACCAGUCCUCAGCACCCUCCUGUGGCCAUUCGUCCCUGUCCUCUUCCACUCAGAGCCUGAAUUCCUCUGCCGCCGCCGCCACUCUGGGCUCCGCCCCUUCCAACAUGUCGUCCUCGUCGUCCUCCUCGUCCUCCGCGGGACAGGCGCCCCCGUCUGUCCAGCCGCCGCUGCCGGCGCUGCUGCAGGACCCGGCGCUCCUCCACCAGCUCCUGCCGGCGCUGCAGGCCACUCUGCAGAUGAACAACGGCAGCAUGGACAUGGCCAAGCUCAACGAGGUCUUGGCGGCUGCUGUCACCCAGGCUUCCUUGCGGUCUGUGCUUCAUAAGCUCCUCACUGCUGGACCUGCUUUCAACGUCGCUGCUCUGCUGUCUGCUGCUCAGCACUCCAGCCAAGCCCAACACUCCAGCCAGUCUCCGGUGUCUCUCAUGUCGGACGCCUCGUCGCCCCGGCCGUACGUUUCGCCGCGGAACGGGACGCCGCAGAGCAACCAGAAGUCCCUGGCGGCGGCGCACUCCAGCAGCAUCUCGUCCUCGCAGAGCAGGGGCAGCGUGUCUUCAGGGAAACCAGGGUCGGCCUCCGUGUCUCAGCCCACAGAGAAGCGUCCAGAAGAUCCUCGAACUCUGCAGCAGAGGAGCAGCCAGGAGCUCCUGAGCCUGGGAUCAAACCGGUGCAGCGCGGCGUUGCCCCUCGUCUCCGCCGGCGGCGGCGGCCAGAACCAGCCCGACGCCCCCGGCUCCUUCACUCCCACCCUGGCAGCUCAUUUCGAUGAGAACCUCAUCAGACAUAUCCAAGGAUGGCCUUCAGAGAACACCGAGAAACAGGCGGCCCGGCUGCACGAGGACAUCCACAACAUGGGCAGCCUGUACAUGUCGGAGAUCUGCACGGAGAUGAAGAACCUGCGCUCGCUGGUCCGGGUCUGCGAGAUUCAAGCCACGCUGAGGGAGCAGAGGAUCCUGUUUCUGAGGCAGCAGAGCAAAGAGCUGGACAAGCUGAAGAACCAGAACUCCUACAUGGUGUGAGGAGCCGGCCGGGCGGACGGAGCCGGGCCGUCGGGUCGGGACCGGAGGAAGACGGUCGAGCCGCUCGGAGCGGCGGACGCCAGGCCUCAUCCUCCUUUUGUUCUCCUUCCAGCUUUCAGUUUCUACAUUUCUGUUGCUGCGUCCGCCUGGCGCCUGGCUCUGGCGGAGUCGGACGGGGAUCGGGCGGGCCGCCGGGCCGGUCGUGUCGUGUUGGGUUUCAGUCGUUUUCUCUGGUGUGAUUUGAUGUGUAGAGAUCAGGAAGAUUCAGUGAGCUCCAACAAUCCAUCUCAAUCUUGGUGACAGUUUCUUUGUUUUGGGCGGCGAGCGGCGGAAACGCCCCGUCUCCCCACACUGAUGAAAUGGACUUUUUUUUUUUUCUCCAUUCAAUGAAAUGUGGGUUCGAUGGUCGUGAUGUUACUGUUCUUUUUUACUCACUGUACCUGUCCGUGGUUCCACCGUCCCGCUGGCUGCUUUCUACACGUCAUGAGAUUAAACGAAGACCUCUGGCCAGAUUCUUCUCUGAAAUGCUCCGUGUGCUUCGGUCCUUUCCUCCCCGCCGGUGGAAUCUGCCGUCUGGUUUACUGGGAAGAUCACGGACCGUUUAGUGGAAAGCACGUGAGACAUCCCCAAGCCAUUCUUUAGAGAAUAUCCGACGUUAUUGGACCUAGAUUGGCUGCUAGUACAUCUGAGAUAUAAUCACUCGUAGCCCUGCUGGCGUUUUGUUUUCUUAUUCCUUCUGCCGUCUGUCUCUUUUUUUUUUAAAUGAUGUUUUCUUUCUUUCCCAAAUCUGAUUGGGUGAAUAUUUCAUUCCUUUUUUUGCAGCUUAGAAAGAGAUUGUGUAAAAGAGUAGAAGCGGCUGUUUUCAGUCACAUGAAGCUAAAUUAUUGUUGCACAUGAUUGAUUCUGUCCUUGUAGUUGUGCCGGAAAAACUCGAUUGAAAGAAAUUUAUUUUUUCUACAAGGAAGCUUGUGUUUGUUUCCUCUCUCGGCUGCAGCCCGUUCAUCUUCUGACUGGCCACAUUUGGCUUUUUUUUUUUUUUUCUUCUUAAAGGUUUCCUCAUGGGAGGAGAUACUUUUUCUAUGGACAUCACGAGGAGCUGCAGUCUUUCACUCUAACUUUAAUACGAAAUACAUCUUUUUGGUCUCGGCUGUUCUUUUUGUUGACCUUGAAUAGUUUCCACCAGAUCUGAUGUGCACACUUUUUGUUUUUUUUGGAAUGGGGCGGGUUGGGAAGUGGUUUGGGGGCUUUGUAUUCCAUGAAAUAUGUGAAUAAAA
Salarias fasciatus (jewelled blenny) is the source of this 3132-nucleotide messenger RNA. RefSeq names its product WW domain-containing adapter protein with coiled-coil-like. The transcript has 13 exons. Gene Ontology annotation, molecular function: chromatin binding; RNA polymerase II complex binding. Lineage: Eukaryota; Metazoa; Chordata; Actinopteri; Blenniiformes; Blenniidae. Bases 260 to 1858 code for a protein of 532 amino acids. Gene Ontology annotation, biological process: positive regulation of TORC1 signaling; regulation of autophagy. Gene Ontology annotation, cellular component: nucleus. The record is from RefSeq and is a predicted model, not a curated record.